AUGAGUCUCAUUCAUCCCGCCCAGCAGCAAUUCGACAAUAUGAACCCGAACCCCUCCGGUAGUCAAGAUCUCGAGUGCAGCUUUAUCUGGAUUCUUGACCAGAAAAGAAAAUUGAACAGGAUCACACACUCCACUUCUGACGCACCAGCCCUGGGAAAGUACAAGGCUUUCCGUCAUCGUGUCCUCUACUCCGAGGCUCUUUAUGAUAAACCAAUGUGGUGGAGUUUUUCGUCUGAGGAGACGAUGGGAAACGAGGCACAAUGGCUUGAGGUGGGCUAUGCCCUGGGUCAACUCGAUACCGUUGUUGAAGCAGAGUCCGAGAUCGUCGGAAGAGAGAAUGUUAUCCUCGUGGGAAUUGAGGAAGGCUGUGCCGUCGGUCUAAUGUAUCUGAUGGAGGCAUGUGAACCUCUGGGUGCCUUUUGCGGAUGCAGACUACGCAUACCCUUACGGAGCGACAUCUCGUUCAUUGGAGAAUUUGAACCAGAAACACCUAUGACCACCGCACAUUCUCUGGAACCCGUAUCUGCCAGUUCUCAGUCGGGCUCUGUGAACAACCUAUUUGACAACGUUCCGGCCGAAGUACCUGAUCAGUCACCAAAGGCCAAGCUUGCCCGGCUUGGAUUAUUCCUUCGCCGUUUGCGGCAGAAACCAGACUACUGCACUCUGAAUUUUUGCGCUAAAACGGCCAUCAACACACCGGUAUUCCUGACGCGAACCCCAUAG
Molecule: messenger RNA, 723 nt
Organism: Fusarium graminearum PH-1
Lineage: Eukaryota; Fungi; Ascomycota; Sordariomycetes; Hypocreales; Nectriaceae
Exons: 2
Coding region: 1-723 (240 amino acids)
Source: RefSeq, a predicted model, not a curated record